AUGUCCCGUCAUCGACAUCUGACGCUGCUGUUGGAGGGAAAGCUUCUCUUCAGCCUAGGCGAAGCUCGGUCACCGAAAGGGAAAUCGAGGCUGUGACUGGGUGGCUGCUUUUUGACGGACCAGGAAGCCUGCAAUGAAGCAGUUGAAAGGCCGAUUUCGAUUUGGUUAUUGCGUGUUUGUCACCAGUCGCC
Linum tenue is the source of this 191-nucleotide messenger RNA. NCBI's taxonomy places the organism in Eukaryota, Viridiplantae, Streptophyta, Magnoliopsida, Malpighiales, Linaceae. The record is from the annotation of a GenBank genome assembly.